Messenger RNA from Seminavis robusta, 3645 nucleotides. NCBI's taxonomy places the organism in Eukaryota, Bacillariophyta, Bacillariophyceae, Naviculales, Naviculaceae. The record is from the annotation of a GenBank genome assembly.
AUGACUACUCAAGUACCAAGUAACCCCCCAAUCAAAGGUGUCACGCCUCCUUCAGACGAUCGGCACGCCCUUGCACCUCCUCGGACCACUGACGGUAAUCGUCGGCCCUCAACUUCAAGUCAACAAGAGCAAGAGAUCAUUCAGAAACAGCAACUACAACAGCACUCAUCAUUGAAAUACAGCACCCUUGCGAAAAAGAGGGGUUUGCACAAAAAGUUGGCCGCAGCACAGCCGACCGCUAAGCAGUCAUUCAUGGAACUAGUGAUGAUGUCAGAAGAAGCCGCUAGUAGAGACUCUGGAACGACGCCAAAAACAGCAACAGCAACAACAACAAUACACCUCGAAGCCACUAUUACCGGUACUACCGGAAUAUCUGCUGCUAGUGAAAAGAUGCCUUCCAAACGAGGACUGCGAAAUAGUAGUGGCAAGACGACGACAACAAGGACAAGCACAACGACAAUGUCAAUAAACCGAUCUUCCGGAACUCAAAAUCCCACCACCAAGGGAUUGCACUGCGGAAGAAUGAAUAUCGCAGGAGAACGCCUCCGCAAUGUACAAUUAUUGACACAGCCUAUAUCAACCAUUGGGGCAGUCGCAGUUCCCGGUACUCGUAUCGGUGCAACAGAAGGAGAAGAAGAGAUUCCUGUUCCUACUGUGCAGCAGCAAGAGGAGUACGGAUUUCACAACAAUGGGAAUCAUGAUUGGUUCGAAGACGAGGAGGAUGCCAGAUCGAAUAACAGAUUACUGAUAGAGGCAACGUUGGUCAAGGUGGACGAGGCUGAUGACUACGACGAAGAUCCACUGCUACAACCCACUCUGGCAGAAGCAACUCCCAUGAAUGAAGCGGAGCUAUCCAGUAAUUUCUUCAAGAGCCGACACGGCCGACUCCUGGUUGGUUUUGUGAUGCUCCUUUUCAUGGGGCUUGUCGUCGUUGCUGUUGUGGUUGGUAUUGCAGCAACCAGAGGACCCGGAGAGUCUACAGCGCCUCCUUCCACCUCCACACUAUCUCCUACAGAGCUGCUGGAAUCCCCAACAGCACUCCAGUUGCUAGAUGAUUUGGAUCUGCCAAGUACCACAGUAAUAACCAUUGCCAACCAUCCCGAAUCUGCGCCAAGAUUGGCUUUUGAAUGGCUGCUCAGCGACCCAUUCCUUCCCAGUUUGACGGAUGCGAAAAAGGUACAGAGGUUUGCUCUUGCUUCCUUGUACUUUGCAACGCAAGGCAGCCAUUGGGAUGAAAACAGUGGCUGGCUGAAUCACAGAGAGAAUGAGUGCUCCUGGUAUUAUUCUGAUUCUGAACCUUGCUUUAUGGAAGAAAAUAUUGUCACUUCCGUUGCUCUGCCUGGAAAUCAUCUCAAUGGGACGAUACCACAAGAACUCAUGCUGCUGAAUUCUGCAGACUUUUCCUAUCUGGACCUGUCUCACAACCUGCUACUGCGUGGGAGCCUUCCAACCCAAAUUGGAGUUGCUACAUCUUUGAAUUACAUUGCACUGAGCAGUACCAAUCUAUCCGGAUCUAUUCCAAGAGAGAUACAACACUUGCACAAUUUAACAUCUUUGGAUUUGUCGCACAACUCCUUCAUCGGAAGCAUCCCCUUCGAGCUUGGCUUUUUGAGUUAUCUGUCCCAGCUAAAUUUGCGGAGCAACCGACUAACUGGCAAUCUCCCAGGAGAGAUAUUCCUCUCGCCAGUUUUGGCCAAGUUGGACUUGUCUGGCAACCAAAUUUCAGGACCAAUGCCAAUUGAGAUGUUUUUGGCUUCAGGCCAGGGCCUGAUCAACUUGAGUGAGAACCUUCUGAAUGGCUCACUCCCGUCGGAGCUAGGGUUCCUUACGGACUUGGAUUCCCUUGAUUUGCACAUGAAUACUUUGACAGGCACUCUGCCAACAGAGCUUGGGUCCAUGUCCCGGCUACAUUACCUUGAUCUAGGAUCCAAUUCCUUCAGGGGGUCCAUACCUGACCAGGCCGCUGAUCUGUGCAAUUUGUGCCAUCUUGACCUCUCAAAUAAUCAAAUCACAGGAUCACUACCAGCUGGCCUUGGCAACCUCUGUCAUGGCAUGCCAGACUUGGAUACAAACAGUUCACAAACAGUUGUGUUACAUGCAGAUUUUGUGGAUUUGUCGGAGUCAGGCACCAGCAGUCUGGUUGGCACUUUGGACCGGCAAGUAGGAAGCCUCUUUCGCACUUCGUUCCCAAACAUGUCGUCUUUCAGCACACGAUAUGUUGACAGAGCUUGGAACCCAAUUGAGUUUCACUACGAACUGCAUGCGGUCUUUCUCUUAGGCUUUGAACAAGGACGGAACAUCCCAACACAAGUUCAGCUGAUAGACACCUUGCUUGGUCACUUCUCCUAUUCUGGCCAGCCUGCAUCCAGCAAUGCCACAUCUGGAGAGCUUCACUUGUCAUCUGUCACUCCAAAUGGAAACCAUCUGUGGCUCAACAUGUCACACAACAAAAUCACGGGCGUGAUACCGACGGAGUUGCUUCACCCUGUGCUUCAGUUGCAUAAUUUGGAUCUCCAAUCCAACAGGAUCACAGGCAGUAUCCCAAGCAUCAUUGGGAUGUCAAGGGCUUUGGAAUGGAUCAGUCUUGCCAAUAAUGGACUGGUCGGGAAUAUUCCCACGGAACUGACAAACAUUACAGGGCUCCUUCACCUGGACUUCUCUGGCAACAAACUUUCUGGGCUUGUUCCUCGGUAUCUUUGGAAAAUGCCUCGUCUCGAAGAGCUGGACCUAAGCAACAACUCACUUAAUGGAUCAAUUGCAUUGGAUGCUGUUCCCGUUCAAAGGCUGCAGUCACUGAGAUUGGGUUCCAACAGGUUUUCCGGCUCUUUGCCCACGGAGCUGGGGUUUUUUAGCUCCGUUUGUGAUAUGGAUGUGUCCGGCAACAUGAUAGUUGGGACAAUCCCCUCAACACUUGGUCUCCUCUGCCACCGCUUUGUUGAUCCUCUGGAGGGAGUUUCAAUCCGCUUUGGGCUUGAGUUCCAUGUCUCAAACUGGGAAAUCAAGCUGCCAAGCCAUGACGAUACUACAGCAUUUCUAGCGCAAGCAAAACGAUUCUUCACCGAGGAGCUACAGGCAGUUUUCCCAUACAUCGAAGAAACCAAUCUCAUCUAUAUUCCUGCCUUUUCGCAUCAAUCUGAUAUUGAUUCUAUUCACGAGGACGUUCCUGAUAUUAUUAACUUGGAUCUGGUUAUGAACAUCAAGUUCUCACACGCCUCCAUACCGUCACAGGAAGAAUGCGAAGAAAUCAUGGCUGAUGCAAACCUUGAGGAUUUUAUGGCUAGCUACCUCAAUGUGCUUCAAGAUGCCUGCCAAAACCCGUUGCUUUGCCCAUGGGACCUGGAGUAUAUUCAAUAUGAUAGCACAGCAGAUCCAUAUGAUGUCCUUCCCCCUGUUUACAUGGACCUUUCCAACAAUCAACUCAGUGGCUCUAUCCCAUCUGAAUUGGCUAGGCUGAGUAGUUCCAAAUCACACCUUGACCUUUUGGGAAACCGGUUUUCAGGAGCGCUACCGGAAGAGUUGUGUCCUUGGCUAUGCAGCGGUAACCACAGGAGUCUCAAUUUGUAUGAAGACUUUAACAGCCAGAAUGUUGCAGGCGGGUUGUUGAAAGUAGACUGCCAACAAAUUGAGUGCUCUUGUUCAUGUUAG